GAUGGCUCUACUCAUUUGCCAUUAUUAUCUUAGUGAGGUACCUAGAAGACACAAAUACGCCAUUCUGAGCUCUUUCUAGCCACCAGAUUCCACAAUCAGACCAACUCACCAUAGUCGUUGGUCGCAGUAGCAGACAGUUUCAUACAAUGAGAUCAUCCCUAUAAUGAAUAGAAUGCGCAUUGUGAGACAGAAUUCACAAUGCUAGCCACUUAUCCAUAAAUGCCUCCUAGCUGACUCCAGAAAAACUCAUCUCACUCACUCACUCACUCACUCAACUCCCUCUCCUACUCCAACUCACAGGCAACAUACUCCCGAUCACACAGAGUCGUCCAACCGUGAUAAAAAUUCCGAAGAUGGCUCCCCACAGAUUCCCAAGCUCUUCUCAUAGCCUGCAAUGCGGGCAUACCAUCAACACAAGGGCCGCUAAUGUCCCAUGCGGCACCGAUUGUGUGUGUCCAGGAUCGGAAGCAGCUACAAAUCCACCGUUCCUAUGCACAGCUUGUCUAGAGACCCAUUACCUUACCGGAUACUUUGCAAUAAAAGCCAGGUUUCGCGCUGAGUACCCAAGCUCUGCGUGGACAAUAAUUGACGAGUUCAAGGUUGGAGCGAUCUUGCGCCUGUGCGCGCAACUAGAAAAAGAAAUCAUGAAGCGCAUUCCGGGGCUACAGGAGGGCAUCGGAAACAUCGGCGCGCUCUUGGCCCAGGCACCGACGGAGGAACAGGAUGUCGACAAUCCUAGGCCGGGUAAACCCGAGGAUGAGAAUGGUGCUUCUGUUGAGCCCGAGUAUGAACGCUACGAGUGCUGGGUGACGGAGUACCUCGAGUGGAUCCAGAAGGUUGUCUAUGAUCUGAAAAUCGACCCUGAAAUCGAUGAACUAGUUCGAGAGCUUACACGUGAGGUCAAAAUGGCGAAAUCUCGAAUUCAGUUCCCAUAGACGCCACAAAGGGGCUUCGUUAGGGUCACAAUCUAAGAAAUAGUUGAAACAAUCAAAUCCGGC
Molecule: messenger RNA, 998 nt
Organism: Mytilinidion resinicola
Lineage: Eukaryota; Fungi; Ascomycota; Dothideomycetes; Mytilinidiales; Mytilinidiaceae
Exons: 1
Coding region: 354-935 (193 amino acids)
Source: RefSeq, a predicted model, not a curated record